AUUUUAAUACAGCUUUAAACUUCAUCAUUGAAGUCUGCACUGCCACGAUAUCGUUGUUAGACGUGGCGUGCGGUCUUCCUUGCGCUUAUGCACGGCCCGCAUAAGCGCCAUCUGCAAGUACAACAUGCGCACCUGGAGGUCAACUCGGGCCAAAACCGGCCUUCUUCUUGACCGGUUGUUGUGGCUGGCAAUAUAUUCCCCGAAUCAACAACCCUAAUCUAUUUCCCAGCACUAUUCUCAUAGGCAUACCUCUUUCUUUAAACAAACAUGGCGGAACCGGCGAAUACCCCAAUCCCCGCGUCUACUCCCCGCUCAACAUCCCCCGCUCCUCACUUCAGCGGGCUCUCGACACCGCUCUCACCAACGAAGCUAUCUGCUCUGCAUAUUUCCUCAAAGCCUCAUAUUCUACAUAUCCAUAUUGGAGACUCCUUGUCACAACAAGACGAGUGCCCGAGCUAUGCCGCGCUAGGCGCGCUCUGUGAUGUCCAUGCUGUGGCGGUGACAGACAAGGCGGCGCUGCUGAGAGACUUAGAUGCCAAAAGAUGGGGUGACGAUAUUGAUGCGGUCAUGAUUGAAGGAGAUCUAGACUGGGAUUCAGAAGUGAUAAGCCUGCUGCCUAGGACAGUCAAGGCUGUUGCUGGGCGUGGAGAUGGCGGGUCUCAAUUGUCGUGGGAGCGUCGGGAUAUCGCAUAUGUCAGAUUGGAUGGGAAUACGGGAGUGUCUGGCGCAUAUGACCCGUCUAGAGGCAUUAAGAAGUUGGUCUCAGUGCUAGAUGCUACGAGAAUGGGCACGAGAUAGAAGCAAAUAUAUCAACAUAAUCACUAAUUAUUUAAGAGUCCACAUCUGAGUUUGAACAAAUUAUUGGUGUAAAUAUACAUGUCAUAU
Molecule: messenger RNA, 885 nt
Organism: [Torrubiella] hemipterigena
Lineage: Eukaryota; Fungi; Ascomycota; Sordariomycetes; Hypocreales; Clavicipitaceae
Source: the annotation of a GenBank genome assembly